AUGACUAUGUUGGCUUCAAAAGCGUCGUUCCCGGCCAACAUGGGCCCUUCUUCUCUCACUCCCGUUUCCUCCCAGCCCGCAAUGGCCCCGCCUCGAAGAGCUCCAACGAUGCCUUCUACAGGCGGUUACGGCAGUCCAACAGAAUCCGAAAUCACCGAGAACGAUCCUGCCGAAUCCGUCAAGAACUGGGACGAAGAACAAGUAUGCGAGUACCUGCGAUCCGUCAAGUGUGGCGAGUAUGAAAAGAUCUUCCGAAAGAAUCACAUCAACGGCGAGAACCUGUUGGAGAUGGACAAGGACGUGCUCAAAGAAAUGGGCGUCGAGAAAGUCGGCGAUCGCGUCCGCCUUUUCCUCAGUAUUAAGAAACUACGGACUAGGGCCUAUGCCAACGAGAAGAAGCGGAAUCGGGACUCAUUCGGCGGGCUCGAUAUUCAUAUCACGGCGCCCAACGACUCACCACGAAUGCACACAUCACGAGGUGUCCCCACAUCAGCAUCUAACAAACGGUAUUCAAGGCAAAUAGACUUGCAUGGUGCUCUGGACAAUGGCAAGACAUCCUCGAGGCCCAACUCCCCCCUGCCUGGCACCGACCUGCGCAACAUGCGGGCCAGAGGUAAAACAUAUGUUACCACUCCUAAUGCUCAAGGGCAAAGGAUUGUGAUUACCAACCCGGAUCUUCCGGCAAACCGUCUGGUAACAACCCAUACCAGGAAUAACUCCAGUAUGGACGGUUCACUGAUGGCUGCCUUACCACAGGGUCAAGAAGUUAUUCGCGUUAUAUCGACUGGCGGCGUUACGAAGGUCGUCAAGAUAUCCGGAUGCAACACUUGCGAAGAGGUCAUGCGUGUGACGCUUCGAAAAUUCGCCCUGCGCGAGGAUCACGAGAGAAACUAUUGCUUCUGGGUUCUGGCCGGUAUCGACCCGGAUCCAGGCCAAACUCGACGACUGGGCGACACGGAACUCUGGCGCAUAAUCAAGGACCAGCGAAGACCGGAGAGGAAUCGAUUGAUACUUAGAAGAGUCCCGGCAGGCGAACCAGGUGAGGCGGAAUUGCAGCGCGCUGCAGCCAUCGCCAUGGAAGAAGAGCAACAGAAGCAUGCCCGGGCCCUCGAGACGGUGGACAAGCGAAGCCAACUCAAGGUUCAGAAGAUGCUUGGGGAGAAGUGGAAUGACCAGCUCCAGUCUCCGUUAUCGCCCAUCUCAUACCAGGACCGCGAGCGAAAUCUGCACAACGCAGCCAAAGAUCUCGAGCGUCCUGCUGAUGAAACGGAAUCACGACCAGCCCGACGUGUUGGCGCCCUCCGGCAAUUUGGAGGUCUCCGACCCCCCAGCGAAUUGAUUGCGUCUGAUCUUACUUCUUACUUCCCUGACCAUACCAGAGAGGACAUUGACCGUACAGCUCGACUUUCUAUGCGAAGGUCGACUCGCUUGAGCAAGGUCAACAGCCGACUCAGCGUGGCCAGCAACCUCAGCUUUGCCUCUAGUAUUCAGGAUGCGCCCCCUAUUCCAACUAUUGCUGACUCUUGGCUCAAUGCCAACUCACAACUGGCCAAGGUGAAGACGCGUGACUCCCAACAUAUCCGGGUUCCUCAGAAUGCGUACAACCGCGAUUCAGUAACGUCAUCAGUGCUCGAUACCCUACAAGAGGAAUCCUCCCUCGAGCCCGACCGCAAAUCUUAUGUCUCGUUCACCGAGAGUGGUUCUGACUCAGCCGCUUUGAGCGUCACCGACCCCGAGGGCAACACCACAGCUACGAGCUACUAUGAUGGUGACAACUCAACAGGUUCUGGGUCGUUCCAGGAGCUUCGUCAAACGUUGACAAAUGACGGCGACGACGUGGAUGAGGAGCUACAAAGCUUCCUGGCUGGAGAGUCAUGGGGUGAGGAUAAGUGGAUGAAGGGAGCGCUCAUCGGCCAAGGAUCAUUCGGCAGUGUGUAUCUGGCCCUGCAUGCAAUCACAGGCGAGCUUCUAGCUGUGAAGCAGGUCGAGGCACCUGCUCCAGGAGCCAACAGCCAAGGCGAUACUCGCAAGAAGAGCAUGAUCGAUGCACUCAAGCGAGAAAUAAGUUUGCUCCGCGAUCUUCGACACCCCAACAUUGUGCAGUAUCUUGGGUGCAGUUCGUCGACAGAGUAUCUCAACAUUUUCCUCGAGUAUGUGCCUGGUGGUUCAGUUCAGACUAUACUUAACUCGUAUGGUGCUCUACCAGAGCCGCUGGUGCGCAGCUUUGUGCGACAGAUUCUGACUGGUCUCUCAUACCUGCACAACCGGGACAUUAUCCAUCGUGAUAUCAAAGGCGCCAACAUUCUGGUUGAUAAUAAGGGAACUAUCAAAAUUUCCGAUUUCGGAAUUUCCAAGAAACUGGAGGCCUCCAAUAUCCUGAACGGUGCCAACAACAACAAGCACCGUCCUUCGCUACAGGGAUCCGUGUUCUGGAUGGCUCCCGAAGUAGUGAAGCAGACAUCAUACACUCGAAAGGCGGAUAUCUGGUCGCUUGGGUGUUUGGUGGUGGAGAUGAUGACCGGAAGCCACCCAUUCCCCGAUUGCAGUCAGCUACAAGCCAUCUUUAAGAUCGGGGGCGGAAAGGCGGCUCCCACAAUCCCAGAGCAUGCGAGCGAGGCCGCCAAAGAAUUUUUGGCUCAAACCUUUGAGAUUGAUCACAACCUAAGACCUAGCGCGGACCAGCUGAUACUCAGCCCCUUCUUGAUCCCCAUCACCUAA
Molecule: messenger RNA, 2718 nt
Organism: Fusarium sp. VM40
Lineage: Eukaryota; Fungi; Ascomycota; Sordariomycetes; Hypocreales; Nectriaceae
Source: the annotation of a GenBank genome assembly